AUGUAUAUCAGAUAUAUCACCAAACUUUACGAACUUCACGUCGGAGCCAAGAAUUACGUAGAGGCGGGGCUAACAUUACAGUUAUACGCUCAACAGAUACUAGACUGGAAAUAUGACGUUUUCCCUGCCGAUUCCAAGUAUCCUAGUCAAGAAGAAUGGGAACGAAAAGAAACACUGUAUCUAGAAAUUAUCGACUGUUUUGAUAAGGGACAGGCAUGGGAAUAUGGAAUACCGUUAUGUAAAGAAUUAGCUGUUUUAUAUGAAACAAGACUAUUUAACUAUAAAAAACUCAGUGAUAUCUUGCAAAAACAAGCCCAGUUCUUUACGAAUAUUCUAGAAGGUAUAGCUAAGAUACGCGAUCCAAGUUAUUACAGAGUGGCUUAUUAUGGCAAGAGUUUUCCCCCUUUUGUUAGGAACAAGGCUUUUGUAUAUCGAGGUGACGAAUGUUUGAAAUUAGCUACCAUCAUGCAACAGUUAAUGACUGAAUUCCCCAACGCCACGAUAUUAAGUUCUAACAGUCCACCCGAAGAUAGUAUUAAAGAGGGAGAUGCUCAAUGUAUCCUUUUUAUACGUCCACAUCUCUCUAUGUGGAUGUAUAUUGUUGGCAACCCUGUCCGUCCGUCAACAUUUGCUUGUAAACGCUCUAAAAACUAG
This is a messenger RNA of Lottia gigantea (owl limpet), 654 nucleotides long. RefSeq lists its product as hypothetical. The record is from RefSeq and is a predicted model, not a curated record. The coding region runs from base 1 to 654 and encodes 217 amino acids. Gene Ontology annotation, cellular component: cytoplasm; plasma membrane. Gene Ontology annotation, molecular function: guanyl-nucleotide exchange factor activity; small GTPase binding. Gene Ontology annotation, biological process: small GTPase-mediated signal transduction. Lineage: Eukaryota; Metazoa; Mollusca; Gastropoda; Lottiidae. The transcript is spliced from 4 exons.